CACUCAGGCCGUGCCGUACACAGGACUAGAAAACUGGGAAGUUGAGAUUGUCAAAGAUGGCUGACUCUGAUCCUGGGGAAAGAAACUAUGAUAACAUGCUGAAAAUGCUGUCCGACCUGAAUAAGGACCUGGAAAAGCUAUUGGAAGAGAUGGAAAAAAUCUCAGUGCAGGCAACCUGGAUGGCCUACGAUAUGGUGGUCAUGCGUACCAACCCCACACUAGCAGAGUCCAUGCGCCGGCUGGAGGAUGCCUUCCUCAACUGCAAAGAGGAGAUGGAGAAGAACUGGCAAGAGCUACUCACUGAGACUAAACGCAAGCAGUAAGCCACCAUCUGUCACCAGCCUGAGUGCAGAAGCCAGGGGCAUGGGUUCAA
Chionomys nivalis (European snow vole) is the source of this 373-nucleotide messenger RNA. It is a transcript of the gene Syce3, whose product is annotated as synaptonemal complex central element protein 3. The transcript has 3 exons. The record is from RefSeq and is a predicted model, not a curated record. Gene Ontology annotation, cellular component: central element. NCBI's taxonomy places the organism in Eukaryota, Metazoa, Chordata, Mammalia, Rodentia, Cricetidae. The coding region runs from base 57 to 323 and encodes 88 amino acids. Gene Ontology annotation, biological process: spermatogenesis; synaptonemal complex assembly; reciprocal meiotic recombination.